UCAGUGUUGUUGAAGGAAGCGUGUUUUAACGAUUGCUAGUUGGCUAGUAUCAUCCCAGGCAGAAUUAGCUAGUUGCAGUUAACAUAAGGUUUUUAACAAACUAACUUCGUAACAUGUAGCUAGCUUGCUAGCUAUUAGCUACUGCUGUUUUUUAAUUUGAAAUGGCUGAAACGGUAAAUUCAACACGGAGAGGAUUUCUGGACUUCAGUCCAAUAAAGAGAGACGACACUAACAAGGAGAACGAUGUUCCCGUUUUGAUUUUGACCCUGUUUUCAAAGGCUCCUUUUCUGUCAUUUGGAACCGUAAAGUUGGGCACCUCCAAGUCUGUUGUUCUGCGUCUUGAGAACCCUACAGAGGAUGCCGAAGCGCAGGUUACUGUUGAAAAGGUCCCGUCAAGUAAAGGCUUCUCUGUGGACCGCAACACGUUCACGAUACAGCCUGAGGACUCAUUCAAUUUGACAGUAACCUGGACUCCAACAGAAGAAGGUGGGAUCAGAGAGCUCAUCAUCUUUAAUGCAAAUGGGAUCCUCAAACACCAAGCUGUACUGCUUGGGAGAGCAGAAGCACCCAAAAAGAAAAAGAAAAGCUUAUGGGACACAAUCAAAAACAAAAGGGAGGGUGAAAAAGUAGCCGUGCCCAGGAGAAAGAAAACCGAACAGCCCCUGAAGAUGGCUGCCAAUAAAACCUUCCAAGUGUCCCGAAAGUCACAGUACAAACGAGAAAAGCCCCGCAGCCCACUUGCUUCUCCUAAUGAGGGCAAAGCUGUCAGAGAGAGUUCCCUUUCCAAGGACUGUCCUGUUGACGAUUACUCUCCGAAUGUAGCGGAGAGGAAGGCCUUGAGUUCUGCCCUGAGGCAACGAUCUCUGGGCUUGUCAGACCAGGAGAACAUCCAUCACGUCCAGAGAAACUCUCCCCUUGCCCUGCUCGUACCAACUAAAGUGCUAACGGACUCUGGCAACAUGUCUGCUAGCCCAGAUGCUUUGGUAGGCAUACUGGAAAACAAAGAUCUUGCCAAAAUGCUCAACCGGACGCUGUCACCAAUAGGGACACCAGAGAUGUUCAAGAAGCUCAUGCCGCGUAUUCAGUCAGAUAGCCCACUCUUUGCUACUGUGAAGUCAGUGGCUGAUGAUGCGGACAGUGGGUUGACUGGAACCCCGGUGCCAUCGCUGAAAGAUGCACUGGCCCUCAUUGACUCUGAUCUGAUCCACAUUAACACCAGUCCUCGAGACACGAGUUUGAGCGGUGGCUUUUCAGACUCACUGGAAUCUAAGAGUGGGAGUCCCGUCUGUGGCCCUAAAAUAAAUGCCCUCAAAGCAUUCCCUGAGCCCAGUGAGCCAAGACUUACUUUCUUUGUCAGCAAAAAGGUUGUAAGUGAGAAUGUUGUUGUUUCCGAGGCCGAUAAUGCUGGGGUCAGAAAGGCCUCCUUUACCUCUGCCACAGUGACCAAGAGCAAAGCACCAGUGGAGGCAAACCUUUCAAGUGAUAGGAAAAUAAAGAAGUCAAGGCGAAGGCUCUUAGAAAAAACACUGGAGCUGUCUGACGGCGGCAGUCAGUGUGAGCCUGGACUAGGCACUCCCAACCUUCCUGUUAUAGACCCAGACAGAGAAAUCAAGAACUGUCAAAGCUCAGAAGCUGCCAGCUCCCUGUGUGAUGAUAGACACCAAGCCCAGGAGUUUUCCUCCUGCAGCCCGACUUUACGGCUUGACAGCUCACCUACACCCAUCUCCUUCCCCGUCACCUCCCCUCCUUCUGUGGCCCCCGGUCGCUUCUCUUUCCCAGCCACUUCCUCACCUCAUGCAGCUCCUGCUUCCAUCGCUUUUACUGUCACCUCUCUGUCACCCCUGGGCUCAUCUUCUCCACACAUGUCUCCAACUCUUACGGCACCUCCGUCCGCUCAGGAAGACUCCUUUCCCAUUCUCAUGGCAGUGAAGAGCAAGAAGAGGAAGAGUGAGGAGUAUUUGAAAAGUGAUGCGAAGAUUGUGGAUCCUGGGAAGCCUGAGCGUGUCAAAAGGAGCAGGGGGGUAGCUGGAAAAACUGAGGCCCCAAGAUCGAUCCAGGAGAGGAGAAGUGCAUCACAGAGACAACAGCCAAGAACAGCAGGCUCGGUGCGAUCAAUGACAACCUUGUCUCUAAGGACUGCAAGGUCUGUGGUUCCUGCCCAGGCAAAGCCAUCCAGCUCCAAACUCUCCUCACGAGGUGCCCGGUCAGCUGUAGUUGCUGUAGCCCAGUCAAAGCUGACUUUCAUUAAGCCGGCGCAAACAGCCAUACCGAGGCACCCGAUGCCAUUUGCAGCCACGAACAUGUUCUAUGAUGAGAGGUGGAUUGAGAAGCAGCAGAGGGGUUUCACAUGGUGGAUCAACUACGUUCUCACCCCAGAUGACUUUAAAGUCAACACAGAAGUUGCUCAUGUGAAUGCUGUGUCCCUCGCCAUGGGCAGUGAUGACAAUUACAGUGGGCCUAAAGCUCCCACCAAAGAGGAGAUGUCUUUCAGCACCUACACGGCCCGGCGGAAGCUGAACCGCCUCCGUCGUUCUGCCUGCCAGCUGUUCACUUCUGAGGCCAUGGUCAAGGCUAUUCAGAGGCUCGAACUGGAGGUGGAGGCCAAGAGGCUGCUCGUCCGGAAAGACCGCCAUCUUUGGAAGGACAUUGGUGAACGAAGAAAAGUCCUCAACUGGCUUCUUUCAUACAAUCUGCUGUGGUUACGUAUUGGGCUCGAGACAAUCUACGGAGAGUUGAUCUCACUGGAGAGCAACAGUGAUGCCUUGGGUCUGGCUAUGUUCAUCCUCCAGCGGCUGCUCUGGAACCCCGACAUCGCUGCUCAGUACAGACACGCCAAAGUGCCUAAUCUAUACAAAGACGGCCACGAGGAGGCGCUGUCUCGCUUCACUCUGAAGAAGCUGCUCCUGCUGGUGUGUUUCUUGGACAAAUGCAAACAGUCCCGGCUGAUUGAGCACGACCCCUGUCUGUUCUGCUUGGACGCAGAGUUCAAGACAAGUAAAGACCUGCUCCUGGCCUUCUCCAGGGACUUCCUGAGUGGAGAGGGGAUCCUCCCCCGGCACCUCGGCUACCUGGGGUUACCUGUCUCCCACGCUCAGACGCCCCUGGACGAGUUCAACUUUGCUGUGAAGAAUUUGACAGUUGACUUGAAAUGCGGCAUUCGUCUAGUGCGUGUGAUGGAGCUCCUCAUCCAGGAGUGGAGUUUGUCGGCCAAGCUCCGUCUGCCAGCCAUCAGCCGUCUGCAGAAGGUCCACAACGUCGACAUUGCUUUGCAAGUGCUCAAAAGUAAAGGGGUCGACCUCAAGGAUGAACACGGCUCCAUCAUCGAUUCCAGAGACAUUGUGGAUGGACACAGAGAGAAGACACUAAGCCUCUUGUGGAAAAUCAUCUUUGCGUUUCAUGUGGAGGUGAUUUUGGACGAGGAUCAGCUGAGGGAGGAAAUUGGCUUCCUUAAGAAAACCUUGAGGACCAAACGGAGGCUGGCGUCUCUGAGGGCCGACCAGGGCCUUCAGCCAAGUCCCGCAAAGACCAGGGUCCUGUAUGAACACAGCAGCACUAAGAUUACCCUGCUGAUGGACUGGGCCCGCGCUGUGUGUGACUUCUACAAUCUCAAGGUGGAGAACUUCACAGUGACGUUCUCGGAUGGCCGCGUCCUCUGCUACCUUAUCCACCACUACCACCCAUGUCUACUCCCAGAGAGGGCUGUCAGUCACAGCACCACCCAAACUGUCGAGUGCUCACCGAGGGGUCGCCUGGAGCUCGACUGCUCAGCCAGCGAUUCUGACAACUCCUUUGACUCUUUGCCGACAGCCUUGAACGGCCCAGAUUCAGUGGACUUUAAAGAGCUACUGGAGAAUGAGAAAAACAACUUCAGACUGGUCAACACGGCUGUGUCUUUCCUGGGUGGAGUUCCUGCCAUGAUCAACCCAGGUGACAUGUCCAACACGAUCCCCAAUGAGAAGGUUGUGAUGUCCUACCUGUCCUUCUUGUGUGCUCGUCUUCUGGACCUGCGGAACGAAACCAGAGCAGCUCGGGUCAUACAAGGCGCCUGGAGGAGAUACAGAUUAAAGAAGGAUCUGCAGCUCUACAAGGAGAGAAACUUGGCCGCUGUGAAACUCCAGUUAGUUGUGAGGAGUUUUCUCCAGAAGCGCAGAGCUAAGAGGCAGAAUCAAGCUGCCGUUGUCAUCCAAUCAGUCUGGAGGUGUUAUGUAGCCCGCAACAGGCUGAGGCUAAAAAAACAGGCUAAACUUUGGGCUCUGCAGCAUGAAUCUGCAACCGUCAUCCAGGCUCAGUGGAGGAUGUUUUCGGCCAGGAGGGCUUACCAAUGCCUUAGAUACCAAGCCAUUGUUGUCCAAGCACAAUGGCGAAUGAAGAGGGCAGCUGCUGCUUAUGGAAGAAUCUAUUGGGCGGCAACUGUCAUUCAGAAGAACUCGCGAGCAUGGGCUCUGUCAAAAAGAGAUCGGAAACAUUAUCUCUCCCUUAGAGCAGCACUGGUGAAAAUACAAAGGGGGUACAGAAGAUGGAAAACCCAGAAAACUGAAAAGGAAAACUGUGCUGCCAAAGUGAUACAAGCUGCGUUCAAGCAAUGGUAUGAGGAGAAAAUGGCUAAAAGAACUGCUACCGCUUUGAGGAUUCAGUCCUGGUAUAGAAUGCAGAGGUGUGUCCAUCAAUACAGAAAGAUCCUGAAAAGCACUGUGCUCAUUCAAGCCCAUUACAGAGGUCAUGCACAGAGGCGCUGCUUUCAGAUGUUAAAACUGCAGCACCACUCGGCUAUUGUCAUUCAAAGUGCGUUCAGAGGACAUGCUGUCAGAAAACAGGUGGCGAAGAUGAGACGCGCUGUCGUCCUAAUCCAGCGCUGGUUCAGGGCCUCCGUGGAAAGAGACUUUGAAAGGCAAAUGUUUGUGAGGAUGAAAUGUGCUGCCAUUACCAUACAGGCAUCUUAUCGUGGAAAAAUGGCUCGGGAGUCCCUCAAUAAACAGCACCAGGCAGCAACAGUAAUCCAGGCAGCUUUUCGGAAGUAUGCAGCCCAAAGGCGCUACCUUGUGCUGAGAAAAGCUUCAACUGUGAUACAGCAAAAGUACAGAGCCACAAUUUUGUCCCUUAAGACAAAGCAGGAUUAUGAUUCUCUUAGGAAUGCUGCACUUGUCAUACAAGCUAACUGGAGAGGCAAAGCUGACAGGAAGAGGAUAGGGAGGCGACACCAGUGUGCUACACUGAUACAGGCUCACUACCGUCGGCACAAAGCACAAGCAGAAUACAGGUCCAAGAAGGCCUGUACUGUGGUCAUACAGCGUCACUACAGAGCUUAUGUGGCAGGAAAAGAGAUGAGGAAAGCGUAUGAGCACAUAAGAGCAGCCUGUGUUACACUCCAAGCUGGAUUUAGAGCCAUGAGAGUUAGGACAGAGCUGAAGAAAAGUCACUGGGCAGCGACUGUCAUUCAGGCUUCAGUUAGGAUGUUUUUAUGUCGGAAACGGUAUUUCUUCCUACAAAGUGCAGCAAUUAUCAUCCAAAGCCGAUACAGAGCUCUUCUUCUCUGCAAGGCACAACAAAAAGAAUACAAAGAGCUAAAGCAGGCCACCGUAAAGAUACAAGCUGUCUACCGGGGAUUUAGAGUGAGAGAUGACCUAAAGAAGAAGCACAACUCUGCCAGAGCAAUCCAAGCUCAUUUCAGGAUGCACAGAAUGCGUAUGGCUUACCUUGCCACCAAGUUUGCUGCCAUCAUUAUUCAGGAACGCUACAGGGCCAAAAUGCUCAGGGAUCAACAGGUGCAGAGUUACAGGACCAUGAAAUCUGCAGCUGUAGUCAUCCAGGCAGCAUAUCGUGGCCACAGGGCCAGGAGGAAGAUUGUAGAGAUGCACCGAGCUGCUACAAUCAUUCAGAGAAAGUUUCUCACCAUUUGGGAUAGAAAUAUGUUCUUAGCGCUCAAGGCAGCUGCGUUGGUUUGUCAGCAGAGGUACAGAGCAGUAACUCUGGCAAGAAAAGACCGUUUGGACUAUCUGUCAAAGCGCAGCGCAGUCAUUUGUCUGCAGGCAGCCUACAGAGGAUGUAAAAUCAGAAAGCAGUUGCGCAUCCAGCACAUGGCAGCUGUAACAAUUCAGUCUCACUUCCGAAAGUACCAGCAGAGAACCUAUUACACAAAGCUUCACAGGACUGCCAGUGUUUUGCAAGCACGUUACAGAGCCAACAAGAAAAUGAGAGAGGAGAUGCAAGCCCUGCGUGCCAUGAGAAAUGCUGCUGUUGUCUUACAAGCUGCCUUCCGAGGAAUGAAAUCCCGUGAAAUUACUAAACAAAGGCAUCAAGCUGCCCGUGUUAUCCAGAGAGGUUACAGAACAUACAGUGAACACAAGCAGUAUUUGACUUUGAAAUCCUCCGUCAUCACCAUUCAGCGGAGGUAUCGGGCCACUGUAGCCGCAAAGGAGCAAAUGCAAAAAUACCGAAAAAUGCGCAGUGCUGCUGUUGUCCUCCAGGCAGCAUACAGAGGCCAGCAGGUCAGAAAGGAGGUUGCUCAAUGUCAUCAGGCUGCCACCGUGAUCCAGUCAGCAUUCAGAAAGCACAGAGAGGAAGUCAAGUUCCAGGCCAUGCGUCUUUCCGCCAUUAUCAUCCAGAGAUACUAUCGCGCCUGUAUUCUUCAGAGGCAAGAAAGGGAAAGGUUCCUAAAUAUGAGACAUUCUGCCAUUAUUCUUCAGGCAGCUUUCAGAGGUCAUCGAGUGCGAACCAACAUUGCCAAGAUGCACAGGGCCGCUACUGUCAUCCAAGCAAACCUCAAGAGACAUAAACAGCAGUCAGCCUUCAGGAAGCAACGCUGGGCAGCCUGUGUCUUUCAGCAGAGGUUUAGAGCUCAGAGACAGAAAACAGUUGAGGUAAAACAUUAUCAACAGCUCAGAAAAGCUGCUAGUACGUUGCAGGCUGCACAUCGUGCAAUGAAAUUAAGGCAGAACAUCAAACAAAGGCAUCAGGCUGCCCAUGUUAUCCAGAGAGGUUACCGGACAUACAGUGAACACAAGCAGUAUCUGACUUUGAAAUCCUCCGUCAUCACCAUUCAGCGGAGGUAUCGGGCCACUGUAGCCGCAAAGGAGCAUAUGGAAAAAUACCAAAAAAUGCGCAGUGCUGCUGUUGUCCUCCAGGCAGCAUACAGAGGCCUGCUGGUCAGAAAGGAGGUUGCCUACAGUGGCCGAUACCUCCGCUGA
Etheostoma spectabile (orangethroat darter) is the source of this 7184-nucleotide messenger RNA. RefSeq names its product assembly factor for spindle microtubules (gene aspm). The transcript has 20 exons. NCBI's taxonomy places the organism in Eukaryota, Metazoa, Chordata, Actinopteri, Perciformes, Percidae. Bases 162 to 7184 code for a protein of 2340 amino acids. Gene Ontology annotation, biological process: spindle organization; mitotic cell cycle; establishment of meiotic spindle localization. Gene Ontology annotation, cellular component: spindle pole. Gene Ontology annotation, molecular function: calmodulin binding. The record is from RefSeq and is a predicted model, not a curated record.